Neurospora hispaniola is the source of this 544-nucleotide messenger RNA. RefSeq lists its product as uncharacterized. Lineage: Eukaryota; Fungi; Ascomycota; Sordariomycetes; Sordariales; Sordariaceae. The record is from RefSeq and is a predicted model, not a curated record. The transcript has a single exon. The coding region runs from base 134 to 478 and encodes 114 amino acids.
CCCUGGCCGGGCUCGCCUGGCUACACUACAGUCAGUAGUAGGUGGCUCCGGGCUGGAAGCACUAUCCUCGUCUCGACGCUAGCUGGCUGGAGCUGCUCCGCUCUUUCUCUUGACUGACACUGGCCAGCUGCCGAUGACCCCUUCUGGGGUAGCUAUGGGUGUGGACUCGAGAAUGUUGGGUUGUGUUGCAGGGCCACGACCCACCAAACCGAAUGCUCAGAAGCUCCAAGGCCCAAAUGGGCCCAGUCGCAGCUUGGUAGGCUUGGCAGCGCCGCGGUGCCCAGGCGAGGUACCUUGCCGCGGCAGCAGCAGUGGAGGUAGGUUGAGCGUGGCUGCGUGCGUGGGUCGGUGGAUGGGCGGAAUACCUCUGCCAAUGAAUGGCUGCAGUCUCAAUCAAGGUCCCAAUGGUCCCAAUCGAUGGAACCCCGGAUUACGGGUGUGGUAUGGGACUGAGUGCUUCAAGUGCCCGGUCUUGUGAAAUGGGAUGUGUGUGUGUGUGUGUGUGUGUGUGUGCUGUGGAGGAUACAAACAAACAGGACGGAAC